Messenger RNA from Penaeus monodon (black tiger shrimp), 789 nucleotides. RefSeq lists its product as uncharacterized. The transcript is spliced from 8 exons. Lineage: Eukaryota; Metazoa; Arthropoda; Malacostraca; Decapoda; Penaeidae. The record is from RefSeq and is a predicted model, not a curated record. Bases 1 to 789 code for a protein of 262 amino acids.
AUGACCAUGCACAUAAACAUAAAAGCAACCGAUUCCCACUCUGCCCUUGACAACGAGUGGAGACUGAUCGCUUAUCUCGUGACCUGGAUUCAGGAAGCUACUGCAGGUUAUCGUCUUCAUUACAUAAUUUUCCCAACAACAUGUACAAUAGCCAUUAUAUCUGAGUUUGUGUUUUUGAGUUGCAAUAUUGCACUGGAAGAAGAGAUGCCAGAAAUAGAAGAUGGCUUUGGAGACAGAAAAUUGAGAGUUAUAUGGAGUCGACAUGUGAUGACAUUCUGGGGAAAUUUCCGUUUAAAAAUGACCAAAAAGUGGCCAAAAUCGCUAACAAAUCCAGUCGUAAACAUGGCCAUGGCGGAGCUUAGGCUGAACAGAUUGCAAGUCUUAAGAAAUCACCUAUCUCUCCACAAUAGGAGAGUUGGAGAGGGUUCAGAUGCAUUUGGAAAGGGGAAAGUGAAUAUUUGUCCAUUUCCAUCUUCAGCAACUAGCCAGAUGCUGAAGACGGAACUGGAAAAGAUCGGCGUGAAUGAUGUAGAAGUGGAACCAUCACCUCCGGGUCUGGAAGAGGAAUAUAGUCAGAUUCUCACACCUCCUGCCAUUAGAUUUGUUGCUGAUCUUACGAGACAGUUCAGUAACCAAGUAGAUUUGAUGUUGAAGCAGAGGAUGAAGAAAAAAUUGGAAUUAGACAUCACUGGCAACAUACCGUUCUUCCCUGACAAUCCAGAGAUAAGAGAAGAUUGGAAUGCACAGUCCCAGAAGAAUUAUGCGAUUGACUUUUUCCAUCAAACAUGA